This is a messenger RNA of Ornithorhynchus anatinus (platypus), 1343 nucleotides long. Its product is annotated as gametocyte-specific factor 1-like. The coding region runs from base 459 to 1193 and encodes 244 amino acids. NCBI's taxonomy places the organism in Eukaryota, Metazoa, Chordata, Mammalia, Monotremata, Ornithorhynchidae. The transcript is spliced from 10 exons. The record is from RefSeq and is a predicted model, not a curated record.
AGCUCGCUGGCGCCUGGCUCCUUUCCCUCCUCCUCCUUGUCCACCCGACUCCCUCCCGCCGCCUUCAUCCUCGUCCCCAUCUUCGCCUCCCUCCCCGCCCCCGUCUCCUUAUCCACUUUAACUAGCCACUUCCCGGGGCCGCUGGCCGACUUGGAGGCUGCAGCCGAUUCCCUUACUUGGUGGAUGUUCACCACAAAGAAGCCCCUAGCUUUUUCUGCCCUAGGCUAUUUCAUGGCUAAUUAGGGACCUCCUCCGGGGAGCAGAAAGAAAAUUAAGGUCAAAACCAGACAGGAUUUCUUUGUUCCCUCUGCUUCAGGUAGCUGACUUGCAGGUUGGGCUGAUGCCAGGCUCCAACUGCUGAUCCUUCCAGGGCUGGAAACCACUGUUUGUGGCUCUGGUCACUGAGCUUCCCAACGACGCCCCGCUCCACCUGCUAACUUCUGCUUCCUGUUGCCAACAUGAAUUCAUACGGGGACUCUCUGGAUCCCGAAAAACUAGUGCAGUGCCCCUACGACAAGAGCCACCAGAUCCGGGCAUGCCGCUUCCCGUACCACCUAAUCAAAUGCAGAAAGAAUCACCCGAGCAUUGCCAAUCAGAUGGCUACUUGCCCCUUCAAUGCCCGGCACCAGGUGCCCCAGGCAGAGAUCAGUCACCACAUCUCCAACUGUGACGACAAGAGCUGCAUCGAGCAGGAUGUGGCUAGCCAAUCGUGGAACUACCAGGGCAAAGCCCAGCCUGUAAGCAGCUGGCAGUGCCCACCAUGCAAUGAGGACUGGGAUCAAGCAGACUUGUGGGAAUCAAAUAAUUUCAUAUUUGUCUGGGGCGGCGCCAGCACCAGUACUGACAGCAAUUUAAGCUCCCAAGUAGCCCAGAAGUCUCCUCUAACUGGAAACAUGACCUAUGGCACCGGGAGAGGUGGUGGUGGUGCCGGCGGUGCCAGCGGCGGUGGUGCCAGCGGCGGCAGCGGUGGCACCAGGGGUGGCGGUCGUGGCACCAGGGGUGGCGGCCGGGGUGCCGGCAGUAGCGCCAGUGGUGCCAGCGGCGGUGGCAGCAGCAGCGGCAUGGGUGGCAGCAGUGCCAGCGGCAGCGAUGGCAACGACGGCGACCCUAGAAGUAACCUGGCAUCAGGGAUGCGGGUGCCCAAAUCUCUUCCUUAUGCGCUGCCUUGGAAGACCCGUGGCAAAACACAGUAAUGGGCCGCCCAUCCAUCUCGCCAAGUGACUGCCUCAGCAUCGUUCCCCUCUCUUCAGACGGCAGCCAGAUCUAACUGGACCAAAAGCAAUUUCACUUCCAUUUUCUUUCAGAUUAUGGGACCAAAUUAAAGCUUUGUGUCUUCCCUUAGA